AUGUCAAUGUCAUUCCAUGACAUGGCAAGAUCAAAAAAAAUCUGUAUAUUCGGUAUAAGCCGUGUCGGACGGAGCUUUAAAUUGGUUAAUCUUCUAAGAUGGGCCCACGACUUCAACGUAAGCUUGUGGUUCAUAACAAGUGGAGGCAAAGCUACAGGAAUAAAACUUAUAGCUGAACUAGUAACAUGCGAACACAAUGUCCAACAAUGGUCCAUCUCUAUUGAUAUCCUUUUAUCUCCAAUUAUAAAAGCAGUUAGGCGUAUUGUCGUCUACCUAUCAAAGAUUCAUGCAUUGGAAAAAUAUGUAAGGUGGAAACCGUAUCCUUGUCAUAGGUCCAAUCUAGGUAUAGCAUAUAUGUCAAGUCCUUUUGGCACUUGUCAAUUAUUAGAAGUGGCUGAGAGAAUGAUUUAUAAUCUGAGCAUAUUGCAGCAUAAAUGUAACCUGUCCUUAACACUAAAAUGUAAAUACGGUCAUCGCAUUGCCUGGCAGCCUGGAAAACAAUCAUUGAUGGUAUCUAUAAAAAUAAAUUUCAGUCAUAGUUGCUGUAUUUACAAAAAUACGGUCCAAAAAGACAUUGACAUUAGAGCUUCCAUCCCGGCAAAAAAAAAAAACAUUUAG
This is a messenger RNA of Mucor mucedo, 618 nucleotides long. RefSeq lists its product as uncharacterized. The coding region runs from base 1 to 618 and encodes 205 amino acids. The transcript is spliced from 7 exons. The record is from RefSeq and is a predicted model, not a curated record. Lineage: Eukaryota; Fungi; Mucoromycota; Mucoromycetes; Mucorales; Mucoraceae.